This is a messenger RNA of Erigeron canadensis, 1826 nucleotides long. Its product is annotated as acetyl-CoA acetyltransferase, cytosolic 1-like. The record is from RefSeq and is a predicted model, not a curated record. The transcript has 14 exons. Gene Ontology annotation, biological process: fatty acid beta-oxidation. NCBI's taxonomy places the organism in Eukaryota, Viridiplantae, Streptophyta, Magnoliopsida, Asterales, Asteraceae. The coding region runs from base 139 to 1443 and encodes 434 amino acids. Gene Ontology annotation, molecular function: acetyl-CoA C-acetyltransferase activity.
UAAAAAAAAAAAAGAUGAUGGAUCGCCUUGUCUAUCCAAAGUCCAACUAAACAACAGUGGCUUUUAUUGCAUUCUUAUCCUGUCGUGGGGAAAUCAAAUUUAAAUUAAGAAUAAAAAUUCAAAACUUGGCAGAUAGAUAUGAUGGCUUCACCUUCUCUUUUAGAUAACAAAAAUAAUAAUUAUAAUGAUAAUACUGAUAUUGAUCAUCAUCGUGAUGUUAUUAUUAGCCCUCGAGAUGUUUAUAUAGUGGGUGUUGCACGCACGCCAAUUGGGGAUUUCUUAGGUUCCCUUUCAUCAUUUUCGGCAACCCAACUUGGAUCUUUAGCUAUACGGUGUGCUCUUGAACGGGCUCGUAUUGAUCCACAGCUAGUACAAGAAGUUUUCUUUGGAAAUGUUCUGAGUGCUAAUUUAGGUCAAGCUCCUGCCAGGCAGGCUGCGUUGGGUGCCGGCAUUCCUCAUUCUGUUGUUUGUACUACUAUUAAUAAAGUUUGCUCUUCCGGUCUCAAAGCAACAAUGCUUGCUGCCCAAAGCAUUCAAGUUGGUGCUAAUGAUAUCGUCGUUGCUGGUGGCAUGGAAAGCAUGUCUAAUGCCCCUAAGUAUCUAACUUCCUCAAGAACAGGAUCUCGCCUUGGACAUGAUUCUAUCAUUGAUAGCAUGAUCAAAGAUGGCCUUUGGGAUGUUUACAACGAUUUUGGAAUGGGCGUUUGUGCCGAGUUAUGUGCUGAUACCUACAACAUAACCAGACAACAUCAGGAUAACUAUGCUAUUAGGAGUUUCAAUCGUGGAAUUUCUGCACAAAACAAUGGUGCCUUCGCAUGGGAGAUAGUUCCGGUCAAAGUGUCUGGGGGAAAAGGAAAGCUCCCUACAGUUGUUGAUAAAGAUGAAGCACUUACAAAGUUUGAUGCUACAAAGUUGAGGAAUUUAAGACCUAGUUUCAAGGUAAAAGGCGGUUCUGUUACUGCAGGCAAUGCUUCAAGUAUAAGUGACGGGGCAGCUGCGUUAGUGCUAGUGAGCGGAGAGACAGCAUCAAAGCUUGGAUUACAAGUAAUUGCUAAAAUUAGAGGUUUUGCUGAUGCGGCUCAGGCCCCUGAGUUGUUCACUACUGCUCCAGCCCUUGCAAUACCUAAAGCUAUUUCAAAUGCUGGCUUGAAGGCUUCUCAAAUUGAUUAUUAUGAAAUAAAUGAAGCAUUUUCUGUUGUGGCCUUGGCCAACCAGAAGCUACUAGGAAUUGUUGAUGAACAAAUUAAUAUUCAUGGUGGAGCUGUAUCCUUGGGACACCCACUAGGUUGCAGUGGAGCUAGGAUUUUGGUCACCUUGCUUGGGGUAUUAAGGCAAAAUAAUGGAAGGCUGGGGGUUGCUGGUAUAUGCAAUGGGGGUGGAGGAGCAUCUGCAUUGGUUCUGGAGCUCAUGCCAACUCCAAGGAUGAGUCACUCCAGGUUGUGAGGAAAUUGUGUGAUGGCAUUCGGUCAUUAUCCCUUUCAAAGAAAAGUGGCGUUGUUCAACUACAAAGGAUCAUUGGCGAUGCUACUUUGGCUAAAGCAGUGGCACAAAAUCACCUGCUUUGCUUCUUUGAGAAACCAAAGAGAUUGACUAGUAUGAAUAUAUUACUGUAAUAAAAUGGUGAACAUUGGUGAAGUGACACUAAAUUUCAUCAACUAUAUCGUAUCCGCGAGAUGUAUCCUAUUUAGAACCCUUCGAAGUGAUGAACCCACUAUUCGUUAACUAUGCUGUUAAUUCUCACAUAUCCGUAUAACAGUUGAGGUCCGAUAUUUUAGAUAUAAGUUAUAGCGGUGGUAUAAUGAUGAUAAUAGAGAAAUUAUCAUAAA